Molecule: messenger RNA, 1715 nt
Organism: Chara braunii
Lineage: Eukaryota; Viridiplantae; Streptophyta; Charophyceae; Charales; Characeae
Source: the annotation of a GenBank genome assembly
GGCGGAAAACGACGAAAGUGGUGAAGCAGUCCGGGCAAAAAGGACACAUGACAAGCAGUGACAGGCACGAGCAGUUCUUGUACAGCAUGGGGGGUGGGUGCGAUCAACGGUCGUCGGGCAUGCCCCGUUUCGACCCGGCCCUGUAUGCGCACCUGCCGUCGUGGCAAAAGCCACUGCCUGACGGCGAGUCAUGGGAACCACCAUCGUCUGCCGUCCCCCUGGCGUACGGAUCGACGCAGUCCAUCUCUGACUGUCGGAUGCAACGACCGGAUCUUCGCCAGCGGCAGGGACCCAUGACAUCUCUCCUGAUGCAUGGACAGCAGCAGGGCAUGGGACCGCCUCUCAAACUGCAGCUUUCAUCUGGGGGGCAAGCGACCGUAUCGAGAACUUUGCUAGUCAAUCCCAGUGGCCUAUCUCAAGGCGAGCCCUCGAUCGGGUGCGAGGGACGGCGGUCGAUCACUGUUAGGGUGCAGCAGCCAGCGUUUCCAGUGAACUAUGGCGGAGUGGGCGGGCCACUCCCGAGAGUUCCCGGCGGUGGUCGGGGGACCGCUGCAACGACGGGGGGGCAAGCGGAGAGCAGAGAGGCGAAUGUGGUGGAACACAUCAUCGCACAUGUGUCCACAAUGCGUGCGACAAGUGAUGGUGACGGAGGUGGGGAGGGUGGGGUUGACGAUGACAUGUGUGAAGACGUGGAUGAAGUAGAGGAGGAGGAGGAAGAGGAAGAGGAGAUGGAGGACGAAGUUCUCCCGCCUUCAAGCGGCCACAAGAAGACACCUGCGAAGAAAGCGACUUUGAAGGGGCGGGGUAAAGGGAAGGCGGGCAGCGGAGGGCGGACUAUAUGGAAUCUGGACGAUUCCCUCACUCUUGUCCGUUGUAAGCGGGAUCAAGACGAGGCCUUGGCGGCCGCUGGACACAACUUCGCGCGCAUGAAGAACAAAGAAUGGAAAUGGACGGACGUUGCCAACCACAUGGGGGCGUUGGGGGUGAAGAGAGAUUGGGACCAAUGUAUGAAAUGGUGGGAGAAUAUCUUCUCGUGGUACAAGAAAGUGCAGUUGAGAGAGGAGUCAGGCAAGCAAUCUUUCUUCACUCUCACGCCAAAGCAGCGAAACGAGGAAGGGUAUAAGUUCCAAAUGGAUCGCCGUCUGUUCGAGGCGAUCGAUGUGGGCCAGCAUGGCAACCAGACCAUUCACCCACCGAAUCUGGUGGAUACCGGCCUGUCUCAGCUGCAAGGAGGGAGAAACGGUGGGGGAGGAGAAACUUCUGCGAGCGAGAAUGGGGAGACGGGGGGGGGGGGRGGGAUCAGGAAGCAGAUCAUCCGGAGUGGAUGCCGACGGACUUGUCUGCAGUUGGCUGUCCAUCUAGGGUUUGCACAUCGUUUGCUACGCGAUGUCGUGAUCUUCGUGACGAAGAUCGGUUCCGCAGUGCCCAACCGCUGGACAGGGGGUGUCGAUGUCACAGGGGACAUGGUGCGAAUGCUCGUCUCCGUGCUGGCGAAGGAGUUUGAGGAGCGCCUUCACUGCCCGUCCACGUUUCGAGUUGUGGUCGAUGCGCCGCUAGAGCCCAGAGACGAUCUGCACGGGAAUGUUCGCAUCCUGAGAGGCGACGUCUUCUGAGCUUUCCUUUGCAGAGCGCCUUUUCCGACUUCGUUGUUUCCGUGACUGGAUAGCGGUUCUUUCAUUUUUGCGAAGCAUUCUCGAGUGCGCGCGCGCACGCGA